This is a messenger RNA of Nerophis lumbriciformis (worm pipefish), 1308 nucleotides long. The record is from RefSeq and is a predicted model, not a curated record. Lineage: Eukaryota; Metazoa; Chordata; Actinopteri; Syngnathiformes; Syngnathidae.
AUGGCGGCUCCGUUGACUCUCCUGCUGAUUGUGGCUGUGUCUAUCCGCGCAGCUCUUUUUAGCUCCACUUUAGCACAUUUCAUCGCUGAGAGGGUGGAGGUGGUGUCCCCGUUAACUGCCUGGAAAAGAGUGAUCGAAGGUUUGGCUCUACUCGAUUUGGGAGUGUCGCCAUACGCAGGAGACGUGUUCCAUGAGACUCCUCUCAUCAUCUACCUCUUUCACUUCCUGGUGGACUAUGCAGACAUUACAUUUGUGCUGGCUGACAUCAUCACGGCGGUGGCUUUAUACUACGCGGUGCAGGACUACAACAAACAAUUGUUCAGGAAACAGAAAUUCGCCCUGGAGGCGGAGCGCUACCCCGCCGACUGUCACGAGCUGGUCCGAAGCCCUAAAGAGAUGCACUACAUCCCCCUCAAGGUCGCCAUGUUUUACCUUCUCAACCCGUUCACCGUGCUGUCCUGCGUGGCCAAGUCCACUUGCGGGCUCAACAACGCCGUGCUGUCACUCUUCAUCCUGGCCACCGUCAAAGGAAACGUGUUGCUGAGCGCCAUUUUCCUGGCGUUGGCCACCUACCAGAGUGUGUACCCGGUCACGCUAUGUGCCGCCGCACUACUCUACUUCAUGCAGCGGCAGUUUAUCCCCGUCAACGUGCGACGGAUGAGUUUCUGGUGGUUCGUGGCACAGUACGCCUUCAUGUACCUGGGCAGCCUCUUGGUCACGGUGGGCCUGUCCUUCUUCCUGUUGGGCUCGUGGGACUUUCUGCCGUCGGUCUAUGGCUUCAUCCUGUCCGUUCCUGACCUGACGCCCAACAUCGGCCUGUUCUGGUACUUCUUCGCAGAGAUGUUCGAACACUUUCGACUCUUCUUCCUGUGCGUCUUCCAGAUUAACGUCUUCAUCUACACCGUCCCGCUGUCCAUUAAACUCAAGGAGCAUCCGGUGUUCCUCAUCUUCAUGCAGCUGGCUAUCAUCUCCAUCUUCAAGUCGUACCCCACGGUUGGCGACAUGGCGCUCUACAUGGCCUUCCUCCCCGUCUGGAGUCACCUUGGCAGAUUCCUUCGGAACAUGUUCCUGGUGGCCUGUGUGAUCCUGGCGUGUUCGGCGCUCUUUCCCGUUCUGUGGCACUUGUGGAUUUACGCGGGCAGCGCCAAUUCCAACUUCUACUACGCCACCACGUUGCUCUUCAACAUCGCCCAGGUGCUGCUGGUAUCCGACUACUUCUACGCCUUUUUGAGGCGAGAGUACCACCUGGUCCACGGACUCUACCCCAAGAGGAAAGAUGGCUCAGAGGCCACGUUGGUGCUUAAAUAA